CGGGGCUUUCUGGACAUUUCACAUUGAGAACUGGAGAGAGUGGAGCGCAAAAGUCAUUCCUUAUUGUUUUUGCAAUCUCUCUCACGCGCGCGCACACAUCACAAAUCAUUGUUGUAAUCUGAACAAUGGGGGUUGGAGUUUGAUUAGAUCGAAGAGAUCUACAUAGAAUUAACUGUAAUGGGUGCUUCUCAAUCCUCCGUACAAGUACUGGAAGACGACGAGGACGUGGACGAGGAAGAAGAAGAUAAGGAGGAGGAGGAAGAAGAUGAUAACGAGGAAAAUGAGACGAGAGAAGUGGGUGACAACCAUUUGGUGAAGAAGAUUCUGGAACAAGAGCCGGAAAUGCUACCAUACCACGCCUCAGCAUCCCCACUAUCUCCUCAGCCCUCCACUAUUGGCACUCCCAGAUUGGGGCUGGGGCCGUCCAUCAAGGUCUGGGACCCUUAUAAUGUUCUGGCUCCGCCUCCGCCACCGCCACCGCCACCGCUAACGCAGCUUCGGAGCUUCUCUUCCGAUGUGAUUGCCAUUGGCGAUGAUGAUGAUGACGACCGGUACCGGAGAGUUACUGCGGAGGUGUUCUUCAUCAGUCACGGUGAUUCUCACAUCAAUUUAAGGCCAGAUUUGGUUUCUGGACGCUGCCCUGAGGCUGCCCUCACCCUGAAUGGGAAGCGCCAAGCCAGAGCUUUGGCGGUCUUCCUCAAAUCUCAGGGGAUUCGCUUUAAUGCCGUUUAUACUUCGCCAUUGGAUCGGGCCAAAUCAACCGCUGUUUCAGUCUGUCAGGAGAUAAGUUUUGCGGAAGAUCAGAUACAAUCCUCAGAUGCACUUUCAGAGAUGAGUAUGGGACAUUGGGAGGGCUGUCAUCGGUCAGAAAUAUACACACCUGAAAUGUUGAGCUUAAUGGAAAGAAUACAGCCUGAUUUCUCUGCACCAUCUGGAGAAUCACUUAGGCAGGUGGAAUUCCGAAUGGUCCAGUUCCUCAAUGGAACAGUUCUGGGACUGCCUGAGAGGUUGAGAUCAGAUUUCUUGUCUCCAAAUGAGAGCCAAGGAUUUACUCACCACAAUUCUGACGCUCUUUCGAACUCAAUUCAUGACCGAGAUGGGCCUUCUCCUCCACCUCACCAUUGGGAUUUUCUUCAGAGACAUCGGCAAGGGUUUACAAGGAAGAAAUCUGGUAAGAGCAGACUACAAUUUGUGACUACAACUGAAGAUCAUGAGGCUGAUGAUGAGAUUUCCUCUCGAGACUCCAAAAAUCAUAACUCCCUUCCUGAAAUAAAUGUCAGGAACUCCCCCUCCUUUGUAUCCGCUGUUGGUGUUUUCACUCACUCGGUGCCAAUUAAGUGUCUUCUCACAGGCCUCCUCGGAUGCAGCCCCAUCAUGUCACAUAAGAUCUGCAUAGACGAUUCUUCAGUGACAGUUUUACAACAUUCAUUGAAAAUGGGGUGGCAGAUAAAGAAAAUGAAUGAUACUGCUCAUUUAAGACUUCUCUAGUCACGAUAUGAGAAUUAUAAUUUGGAAUCAUCCAUGGGAAAAAUGAGUGGUUGACUGUUGGCUGAAAACUGGCAGUUAUACAACAUACAGAUUGAAAUUAUCCUCUGUAACUUAGGUCACACGAUUUGUUGAUACGUUUGCUUCUUGUAACCUUGCAAUAUUUAUUUCCAGCUAAUGAACUCCGAAAAAGUAAGAAUUUGAUAAUGGAGAUGUGAUAUUGGUCUGAGGUUUGGUGUCUGGUUCAGUGUAAAACGCUUGAGCAUAGGUACCACUAGCGAGUUCGAGCCUCAGUAAGGUUAGGAUUAUCUCAAGUAAUCACUCUCCAGGAUCCUGCCAUUCUGAGACAAGAACUGAGUUAUGCAAUUUUUUUUUAGUUGU
Molecule: messenger RNA, 1866 nt
Organism: Cornus florida
Lineage: Eukaryota; Viridiplantae; Streptophyta; Magnoliopsida; Cornales; Cornaceae
Exons: 2
Coding region: 178-1488 (436 amino acids)
Source: RefSeq, a predicted model, not a curated record